This is a messenger RNA of Penaeus vannamei (Pacific white shrimp), 1365 nucleotides long. The record is from RefSeq and is a predicted model, not a curated record. Lineage: Eukaryota; Metazoa; Arthropoda; Malacostraca; Decapoda; Penaeidae.
AUGGGUGUGAGGGUCGUGGAGGACAUUGACCAUAUCCACGCUGGACACAAGAUACUCCUCGCAGAAGCUCUCCUGCGAUGUAGCCGGAAGUUUACGGCUGGCAUAGCUGAAGGACCACUUCUCAAGAACAAAACUUUGUCAGACUUGAUAGCUCCAUGCCAAGAUAGAAUUGAGGCUGUGAAAGAACUUGUAACAGAUUUAGACCCUUCACUUGAUUAUCACAUUGUUGAGAUCACAGAUCCAAUGGGACCCACAAGAUGGGAUCCAGACAUGGACAUGAUUGUGGUGAGUGAGGAAACCAAAAAGGGUAUUGACUUCAUCAACAGUGCACGUAAAGAAGGCGGACUAAAAACCCUUGAGGGUUAUAUCAUCAGCUUGGUGGAAGACAAGGAUCGGAAAUCAAAUGAAGAAGAGGAAAAGGUUAGUUCAAGUUCGCAAAGGAUGAGGCUCCUGGGAACUGUCAUACAGCCGUUGACCCCAAACUGUGAUAUUCCAAGCCAUCCUCAUAUCAUUGGCCUGACUGGAGGUUCUGCAAGUGGUAAAUCCAGUGUUGCAAAACGCUUCCAAAAACUUGGCGCUGGUGUUGUUGACUGUGAUAAAUUAGGACACGAAGCCUACAAGAAAAGUACAGACUGUUACAACAAACUCGUUCAAGAAUUUGGGAAUGACAUAGUAGCCAGUGAUGGGGAAAUCAACCGCAGGGCCCUGGGACCAAAGGUAUUCAAUAACAAAGAUGCCCUUGAGAAACUGAACAGCAUUGUGUGGCCGGAGAUUGCCAGACUAGCCAAGGAGCAGAUCAGAGACUUGGCAGGAAAAGGCCAUGAUGUGGUAAUACUUGAUGCUGCUGUACUUCUGGAGGCGAAGUGGGAAGCGUUCUGCCAUCAGGUUUGGGUGUGCAUCAUCAAGAGAGAAGAAGCGAUCAAACGUAUUGUGGAGCGUGAUGGAAGGACGCAAGAGGAAGCAGAAAGAAGAAUCGACAACCAGCUCUCCAACAAGGAAAGAGUGUCUCGAGCCAAUGUUGUCUUUUGCACACAGUGGGCAGCAGAGUACACGCAAGGCCAAGUUGAGAGAGCAUGGGAAGGCCUCCAGACCAUGCUGAGAGAGAAAAGGGAGUCUAAUAAAGCACAGCUCUAGUGAACGUUAUGCAACACUUGUUCCACCUUCAUGGCGUUUAGUGUGUCAGUCAGGAAUCGCAUCUUUUUUGGAUGGAAGUUGUUAUAUAUUUUUACAUAUUUAUGUAGCUUUGUAUCUAUUGGUGUGAAUGUUUUAUGUGGUUAGUAUUUAAGCUGUAAAAAAGAUAUAAUUAUGAUUGUAGAUUAAUGUAUAAUAUUACACAUUGAGUUCACAGUAGAUGUAUGAUAAAGA